AUGUCUUAUUCAGCUGGUUUCUCGGAGGUCGGUACUAAAUUUUUUCUUGAUUCUAACUCUGUGGAGGAUUAUGUGGAGGAGCCGCCCAUGGUUGUUGGAUUGGAGGCACAAGGAAGGAUGAUUGCUUGUGUUCUCGCUUCUGUUGGUGCUGGUUUGGUCUUCGGGGUCUGCUGUCCUUUUGUAGGGAUUAGUCUUGUAGUGUUGCUACAGCUUACCGGAAUGGUCUGCUUUGCUGUGUUGUUAUCAGUGAGCCAGGGUUUUAAAAAAUGGUUUGCCAUGCGAAACAGCUGUGACACAAUGGUUCCGAAAAUGCCGAUACCGAUACCGUUUUCACAAUUUUAUAUGUUAUACAUUAUGGUUAUGGGUUUGCCAUUAGCAGUGACUUUGACUCUUGCUUAUUCAAUGAAGAAAAUGAUGGCUGAUCAAGCUAUGGUCAGAAAACUUUCUGCAUGUGAGACUAUGGGAUCUUCUACUACUAUUUGCACUGAUAAAAUAGGUACACUCACUUUGAAUCAGAUGAAGGUGACAAAAUUUUGGCUUGGUUUAGAACCACUGGAAGAUGGUGCAUAUUUAAAUGUUGAUCCAUUUGUUCUUCAAUUGAUCAAAGAAGGAGUUGCUCAUAAUACAACCGGUGGAGUUCAUGAAUCUAAAUCAGUUUCUGAUUCAAAAUUUGAAUUUUCUGGUAGUCCAACAGAAAAGGCAAUAUUAUCUUGGGCUGUUUUGGAAUUGAAUAUGGAGAUGGAAACUUUGACAAAAAGUUGCUCUAUUCUUCAAGUUGAAACUUUCAACUCAAAGAAGAAAAGAAGUGGAGUUUUGUUGAAAAUAAAUGUUGACAACAAAAUUAAUGCACACUGGAAAGGAGCAGCAGAGAUGGUACUGAGAAUGUGCUCAAAAUACUAUUAUGCUUAUGGCAUUGUGAAAUAUCUUGACAAUGAAACCAUGUCGAAAUUCGAAAGCAUUAUUCAAGGUAUGGCAGCUAGUAGUCUUCGUUGCAUCGCUUUCGCAUAUGCUGAAGUUGAUGUUCAAGAGCUAGGAGAUGAACGAGAAAACAGCGGGAUAGUGGUAAAAGACAAUGGUUUAACAUUGUUAGGACUUGUUGGUAUUAAGGAUCAGUGUCGUCCUGGGGUGAAGACUGCGGUGGAAUCUUGCCAACAUGCUGGUGUGAAUGUCAAAAUGAUUACAGGUGACAAUAUUUUCACUGCAAAAGCUAUAGCAUUUGAAUGUGGGAUUCUUCAACCUAAUCAAGACACAGAUGAAACCGUGGUUGAAGGCGAACAAUUUCGCAACUUCACGCACGAAGAAAGGUUAGAGAAAGUUGAAAAAAUCAGUGUGAUGGCAAGAUCAUCUCCAUUUGACAAACUUCUGAUGGUUCAAUGCUUAAAAGAAAAAGGGCAUGUAGUUGCUGUAACAGGAGACGGUACAAAUGAUGCACCAGCAUUGAAAGAAGCUGAUAUUGGACUUUCAAUGGGAAUUCAAGGUACAGAAGUUGCAAAAGAGAGUUCGGAUAUUAUUAUAUUAGAUGACAAUUUUUCAUCUAUAGUAACAGUUUUAAAUUGGGGAAGAUGUGUUUACAACAACAUCCAAAAAUUCAUUCAAUUUCAAUUAACAGUGAAUGUAGCUGCACUUGUUAUCAAUUUUGUAGCAGCAGUUUCAGCAGGUGAAGUUCCAUUAACAGCAGUUCAAUUAUUAUGGGUCAAUUUGAUUAUGGAUACAUUAGGUGCUUUGGCUCUUGCAACUGAAAAACCUACUAAGGAAUUGAUGGAUCAAAAACCUGUGGGUAGAACAAAACCUCUUAUCACUAACAUUAUGUGGAGGAAUCUUCUGUCACAAGCUAUCUACCAAAUAGUAAUUUUGUUGACUCUACAAUUUAAAGGGGAAAAUAUUUUUGGUGUGACAUCAAAGGUAAAUGACACAUUGAUUUUUAAUACAUUUGUUCUUUGUCAAGUGUUUAAUGAGUUCAAUGCAAGGAAGUUGGAGAAGAAGAAUGUUUUUGAAGGGAUAUUUAGAAGCAAAUUGUUUGUGGGAAUAGUUGGUGUGACAUUGGUGCUUCAAGUAGUGAUGGUUGAGUUUUUGAAGAAAUUUGCUGAUACAGAGAGAUUGAAUUGGAGAGAAUGGAUUAUUUGUAUUGGUCUUGCUUCUGCUUCUUGGCCAAUUGGUUUUGUUGUGAAGUUGAUACCAGUUUCAGAUAAACCAUUACUUGAUUUUUUGAGUGUGAAGAAGAGAUUAUGA
Vicia faba (fava bean) is the source of this 2229-nucleotide messenger RNA. Lineage: Eukaryota; Viridiplantae; Streptophyta; Magnoliopsida; Fabales; Fabaceae. The record is from the annotation of a GenBank genome assembly.